CUUAGUCACUUUGGCCACACCCAAAUUCAAAAUGGGGAAAAGAGACAAGCGAGUGGCCUUUAUGAAUCCGAUAGCUUUGGCAAGAGCAAAAGGCCCUGUCCAACAGUCUGGACCUUCCAUUAAAGAUUACCUGGGGCGGUCCCGUCCUACUUUGUCUGAGAUUGAGGAGAAAAUGACGUCUUUUAAAAAGAAAGGUUCAGAUGCACUCGCGGCAUGGGAGGAUCAAAUGAACGAGUCUUAUAAAGAUGAUCUGAAGAAGCACAGAGAGAGAAAGUUAAAGAAGAGUGUCAAGAAGUCAAAGAAGAAAGAAAAAAAGAAGAAAUCCUCCAGGGAUAGGAGUAGGAGUAGGUCUCCCUCUCCAUCUUCCUCUUCAAAUAGGAGCCAUAAAAAAUCAAAGAGAAAGAGGAAACAUAUUGAUGACAGCUCGACUUCAAGCGAAGAAGAUGAAAUGGAUGGGGACAAGAAAGGCAAAUUGAGCUCAGAUUCACCACAUCCUCCCACUGAUGGUCUCUUACCAUUACCAAAGGGUUUAUUGCCUCUACCAGUUCCCCUUGGGAUCACUCGUGAAGCCACUUUGUCCAAGUCAACAACUGUAAUAUCAGAACCACAUUCCAUUGAUGACAAAAAUGCAUGAUACACUCUUGUUUACUAGUCUAAAAAUUCUUACUAAUUGUCUCAUUACAUGACUGUAAA
Messenger RNA from Amphimedon queenslandica, 693 nucleotides. RefSeq names its product protein FAM133B-like. The record is from RefSeq and is a predicted model, not a curated record. The coding region runs from base 32 to 634 and encodes 200 amino acids. The transcript is spliced from 8 exons. Lineage: Eukaryota; Metazoa; Porifera; Demospongiae; Haplosclerida; Niphatidae.